UGUUCCAUCCAGUCGCCGCAAUGGCGAUCUUGUUAUUUUGAUCCCUUUCUCCAUCAAACAUCCAACCGGGAGCUCGUCCCAGACUACUAGCUUUCCAAACGAUUCCUCUUUAUUGAGUUAAUGUAUUCCCGACCGUGGCAGCAGCCGGGUAAACCCGCCCGCGGCAUUCGACGUUGACGGGAGCACUCGAAAUACCAACCUUCAAGGUAACUACAGGUAAUUUAGCGUGCGGGUUUCAUCCAUCGGUACAGCACCCGAUGGCCAACCAGUUGACGGCGCUAAGCGCCGUCACGUCCUUUGCAUGGCUCGCAUAUAGCAUAGAGUACCACCAGGUCAUCGAGCAACCUCGGCCCUCGUCCCUCCUUGUCCUCCUCAUCGGGGCAUUAUCGUCGUAUGGAGCCAGCUUCUUCUCCGUGUGUCUCCCCGGCACAAAUGGGAGGUUCGACGAUGAGCGGGCGCCGCUGAGGGCGAGACGCAGCAACUUACCAAAGAAACCACGGAGAUACUUCUUGCCUGCGCUCGUUUUUUGUGUCAUAUUGCGUUUGGAAAUCUUCCACCGAGUGUCGCUUGACCUGCAAUGCUCCAAGCAGGGAAUCGAGGCCUUUUUGCCUCUCUUAAUCUUUUUAUACGAAUUCCUCCCUGGCCUCGGGCCACCGUCUGGUGUCGGUGACGAUGACAGGGAGGCACACGAUUUCGGCAUGACUGUCUAUGAGGCCCUUGGCUCCUGGUUCUGCGAGUCGAAAGCGUCCCUGACCCUUGCCGUCACUAUGCUCACCGUGGGCACGUAUCUCGUAUCGUCCAACGAUCCCCGGUCGACCUUCUUUUGUUCGAGCAAGGACGCCAGCGCCUCUGUCGUCUUCCUCCAAUGGGUUGGCUUGCUGCUCGACACUGCUAUCAUUAUUGUGGCCUGGCGUAUCCUUGCUUGGACAAGAACCACCAAGAGCCGUCUGAGAACCCUGAGUGGGAUCCUCCUUUUCGCCGCCGUAGGCACCGGCCUGCUCUACCAGUUCUCCCGUCUCGUCCUCCCCGGCACUCCCACGAGAUCCGACUUCCGACGCCUUGACUCGCUGUACCUCUUUGAUGUCGUCGUCGACGGCCUCGCCUUCUCCAUCUUCGUCAUAUCAACCAGUCUUCUCGCCACCGAAAGCAGCCCCCUGUCUCUGGUGGGACUGUUUACCUUCCUCCUGGGCUUCACGCAAGCAGUGCGGAAGACAGCUCUGACGGGGACCUGGGAGAACGUCGCGCCCGGGGUCGUCUAUGCCGGCUUGAUGCUCGUCUGCGUCGGCUUCUCAUCUCUCCUAUACACAAACGACAUCCGGUCCGUCGCUUUUUUGCACCGCGCUUUUAUCGUCCUCCUUCUCGUCGUCGUCACCAUCGUGGCCACCAUCUACACUCCCGUUAAGGCACUCCGAAUCACCGAGAAGCACCCGCUAACCAAGAUCAUGUACGAUGCUCGGACCGAGGCGGACCGGUGGCUGGUCAAUGCGGCGGUCAGCGAUUCGUUGCGCGUUGCCGUCGAGGAAUACAAAGACCGUCAUCAUGGCCGAGACCCUCCCGCAAAGUUUGAUGUCUGGUACGGUUUUGCUAAGGACCGGAACUCAGUCGUCCUCGACCAUUUCCCGCAAAUUGAGAAAGACCUCCUCCCAUUCUGGGGCAUGGCUCCGUCCAAGAUAAGAGAAGGUGUUCGCCGUGCUGCCGCUGAACCCGAUAUGGCUAUUCUUCAGAUACAGAACGGCAAGCCCCGGCAUAAUCUGCCCCCUUCGAGCCCUUACAAGCCAGUCAUGGAAGAUCUCGUCGAGCUGGUGACCACUUUUGCGGAACAUCUGCCCGACAUGGAGCUGGCCAUCAACCUGAACGAGCGGCCACGGGUGCUCGCACCGUGGGAGGAUGUCCAGCGGCUCAGCAAGACGGCAACCCGGAAAGGUGUCAGCAAGCUUCUUCCAAGGGCCUCCAAUCCGCUCGGCGAACUUCCCGCCGCCCAACCCGCGGCUGAAAGCCAGGAGCUUUCGAACCCGGACGGCUUCACCACCUCGGUAGAGGCCUACCGGGAGAUGACGGCCCUCGCCUGCCCGCCUGGAAGCAGGGGGCGGGCAGGCACCCACUGGGACGUCCGGGACGUCUGCACAUCUUGCGCCCGGCCGCAGUCUCUGGGCCAAUACCUGACCAACUGGCCGCUAUCCCAAGAUAUCUGCCACCAGCCGGACCUGUUCCGCCUCCAUGGCUUCCACAUGACGCCGCCCCCGCUCCGACCUCUCCAAGAGUUGCUCCCCGUCUUCAGCAGAGCAAAGACGGACGUUUACAGUGACAUUCUCAUCCCGCUGCGGCGGAUCAGCGAGCCCCCCGAACCGAGAACCGAGGGCUUCAAGGUAAAGUACAAGCGACUGUUUUGGCGUGGAAAGGUGGACCGCCACGACACCAGCCACGAGCUCGCCCGCGGUGGCCAUCAAGAGCGGCUCGUCCACAUGCUCAACAACCCGUCACGGUCGGAGACGACCAGGCUACUACUCCCGACCAAGGACAGGUUCAUGUUUGAGCAGGUCCCGACGGCGGACAUCAACGAGCUCUUCCCCAUGGACGUCGCCUUCUCCAGCUACACCGCCUGCAAGGACAGCGGUGACGACGAGACGGAUAACAAAAACAAGCAAAAAAUCAGUGACAACAAGGAGUCCUGCAAGGCCAUCGGCGCCGAGUUUCACACCAACACCGACGCCCCCCCCGCCGACGACCCCCUCCGGCACAGGUACGUCAUGGUCAUCGACACGGACGACGGCCCCGCGCCCGAGUUCCUGCGGACGCUGCGGUCGAACAGCGUCCCGUUCUACUCGUCCAUCUUCCGGGAGUGGUACAGCGAGCGGCUGAUGCCGUGGAUCCACUUUGUGCCCAUCGACGUGCGGUACCACGCGCUGCACGGCACCAUGGCCUACUUCUUUGGCCUGCUGAAGCGGGACGGGCGCACGCUGAACGGCCGGGAGGUGCUCAUGUAUCCGCGGCAGGAGGACGCCCAGUGGAUCGCCGAGCAGGGGAAGCGCUGGGCCGAGAAGGCGAUCCGGAGGGAGGACAUGGAGGUCUACCUGUUCCGCCUGCUGCUCGAGUGGGGCCGCGUGAUUGACGACAACAGGGACGAGAUCGGCUUCGUGUUGACCUAACGAAUGGGGUGGAAGUUGAGUGAGGCGGGUGGCGUCCCUUGGAUAACUUGGUACUAAGUAGUAACAUAUAUACAUAUAUAGAAUAAUACAUCGGGCGCCGGCGUUCUUGAUAAUAAUACCCCCUUCACCCCCGGGUUCCCCUAUUGAAUCUCGACCCGGC
Molecule: messenger RNA, 3306 nt
Organism: Thermothelomyces thermophilus ATCC 42464
Lineage: Eukaryota; Fungi; Ascomycota; Sordariomycetes; Sordariales; Chaetomiaceae
Product: glycosyltransferase family 90 protein
Exons: 5
Coding region: 258-3146 (962 amino acids)
Source: RefSeq, a predicted model, not a curated record